Molecule: messenger RNA, 773 nt
Organism: Rhinichthys klamathensis goyatoka
Lineage: Eukaryota; Metazoa; Chordata; Actinopteri; Cypriniformes; Leuciscidae
Product: short transient receptor potential channel 7-like
Exons: 5
Biological process (GO): regulation of cytosolic calcium ion concentration; manganese ion transport; calcium ion transmembrane transport
Cellular component (GO): cation channel complex; membrane
Molecular function (GO): inositol 1,4,5 trisphosphate binding; store-operated calcium channel activity
Source: RefSeq, a predicted model, not a curated record
GGUUGAGGAGAGCUUCAAGACUCUGUUCUGGUCCAUAUUCGGGCUCUCCGAGGUGAUUUCUGUGGUUCUGAAGUAUGACCAUAAGUUCAUCGAGAACAUCGGUUACGUGCUGUACGGGGUUUAUAACGUCACGAUGGUGGUGGUUCUCCUCAACAUGCUGAUCGCCAUGAUCAACAACUCCUACCAGGAAAUAGAGGAAGACGCUGAUGUGGAGUGGAAGUUUGCUCGUGCUAAACUCUGGUUGUCGUAUUUCGAUGAGGGACGGACGUUGCCUGUUCCGUAUAACCUUGUGCCCACCCCGAAAUCCUUCUACUACCUGAUCCUCCGAGCCAAGUCCUGCCUUAUACGCCUGUGUAAGGGCAAAGGUCAUCGGCAUAACAACGAGCUGGAGAUGGGCAUGCUCAAUUCACGGCCGAAGGCUGAUCGUCAUCGAGCAAAUCUCAGGAGUCGAGAGGAGAACACCUUGAAGAAACCCAUCAAAAACCCCACAAGACAUCAGAAGAUAAUGAAGCGUUUGAUUAAGCGAUAUGUUUUGAAGGCUCAGGUCGACAGAGAGAAUGAUGAAGUUAAUGAAGGUGAACUGAAGGAAAUAAAACAGGACAUCUCCAGUCUGCGCUAUGAGCUUCUGGAAGAGAAAUCUCAGACCACUGGAGAACUGGCUGACCUCAUUCAACAACUCAGUGACAAGUUCGGCAGGAAUGCCAAGAAACAACCCUGAGACAGACAGACAGACAGAGAGAGAGAGUGAGAGAGAGAGUGAGAGAGAGAGUGAG